Molecule: messenger RNA, 1770 nt
Organism: Anopheles marshallii
Lineage: Eukaryota; Metazoa; Arthropoda; Insecta; Diptera; Culicidae
Product: CWF19-like protein 2 homolog
Exons: 2
Coding region: 1-1770 (589 amino acids)
Biological process (GO): mRNA splicing, via spliceosome
Cellular component (GO): post-mRNA release spliceosomal complex
Source: RefSeq, a predicted model, not a curated record
AUGGGAUCUUCUACCUCGGAUAGUGAACUAGAACGCAAGCCGCGAAAGCAUAAAAAAAAAGAGAAAAAGUCUAAAAAAUCUAAAAAGGAGAAAAAACAUAAAAAAGACAAAAAGCAUAAACGCCACCGACGAACGCGCUCAUCGUCAUCCAGUACGGGAAGCGAAAGCGACGAAUGGGUGGAAGCUUUACCAGCUGCAGAGUUCAAAAGGGACGCCGAAGAGGUGUCACAGCAGCUGCACGAGCCAAAGCUUGAGCGUGAAGAUUGGAUGAACAGCAUGCUGAUUCCGACUUACAGCAAGGAACCGAAAAAAGAGGACAAGAAAAACCCGACAACUGAACAGUACGAUCCCAAAACUAGUGUCCGUGAGCUGAAUCCACAUUGGAGAAAUGGAGGCACAGGAUUGCCAAGCUUUCGUAAACCGGCAAACGAAGAUGAGGACAACGAGGAUGGUUAUCGGUAUCACCGUACGGCGGAAAUGCAUCAGCAACAUCACCGAACCAGUAGUGCGGGAUGGAAAAAAUCAGCUAAAGAAAAACAAGACCCUUCACAGCGAGAAUGUAAAGGUGAAGUUGAAAAAACAACCGAAAGGGUGACUAAAGCAGAGCCUGCUAGUGAAGAGUUCUUAACAGACGAGCAGUUAAAUGAGCUUGGAGCUAAAAUAAUUAAAGCAGAGUUGGUGGGUAAUGCAACACAAGCGGAAACUUUGAAGCUAAAGCUAGAGAAAGCCAAAGCUUAUCGUCACGAAAUGCAAGCCAAGAAAAAGCAACAAUUGACCCACGACGAAGCGGCUCACAAACGAAGGAAAAGCACGGAAGACACAGUUACGUACGUUACGGGCAAGCAGAGCAGCGAUUCACAGAGGGCCAAUGCUAAAAAACAAAAACGCUACCAGCAAAAUCUACCACCCGGGCCCGCUCUGUCUGAUAAAUUCCGUUCAGAGCGACACGAGAACGACAAUAUGGAUGCACAGUUCUUUAAAGUUUCCUCCAAGCUGGGUGACGGCAAACGGUUGGAAAAUAUAUUCGACCAUCAGAAGGCUUCCUCUUCGACGGGUGGUGUGGAUGCGAUCGAGGAACGUACAGUGCGGGAUAUGAAUCGAAUGAACAAGGCACAGGCGGACUGUGAACGUUGUUUGAACUCUGGCAAAUUUGGACACGAGCAGCUAAUUUCGAUGGGUAAAAAUGUGUACCUUUCGAUACCGACGUGGCGUGCCUUGCAACCGAAGCACUGUUUCAUUGUGCCCGUUGGUCACUACCCGUGUUUAACGCAGGUGGACGAAGAUGUACAUCAAGAAAUAGUCGAUGUGUGCAAGACGUUAGUUCAGAUGUUUCGCAAACACCAAAUGGAGGUGGUUUUCUUCGAAACCGUCCGCUACCUGAACCGCAAUCCUCACAUGUACAUCCAGUGCGUCCCGGCAAAGGAUUACGAGAUGGCCCCGUUUUACUUCAAAAAAGCCAUUCUGGAGUCGGAAACAGAAUGGGCAAUGAACAAGAAGCUACACAACGUGGAUGGCUUCAAUGUGAGACGUACGAUUCCGAAAGGAUUGCCAUACUUUUGGGUAAACUUUAACAUGGAGAGCGGGUUUGCGCACGUGAUUGAAGAUCAGGAGAUGUUCCCAGUUACCUUUGCUACGGAAACAAUUGCCGGUAUUCUCGGUUUAGAUACGAGAGAUUGGCGCAAACCGCGCAAAGAAAUGAACCCGGCACAAAGGGUGGAAGAAUUUAAACACUGGUGGCGUGAAUAUGAUGCAGUUCUACAGACGAAAUAA